Messenger RNA from Rangifer tarandus platyrhynchus (Svalbard reindeer), 276 nucleotides. The record is from the annotation of a GenBank genome assembly. NCBI's taxonomy places the organism in Eukaryota, Metazoa, Chordata, Mammalia, Artiodactyla, Cervidae.
AUGGCAGGGAACCGAGUGCCGCGCGAGGCCGUGGUCGCGGCUGGUGGGUGGGUGCGCCCGGGUGAAGGCGGGCGCUGCGGCCCGGGGUCUCUUCCUCCUCCUCCUCCUCGUGGCGGGUCCAGGGCGCGGCCGCCUCGCCCAGCCCAGAGGCGCACUAGUCCCGGCGCGGAGGCUGCGGCGGCGACGAGGUUGGCGCUGGUUGCCUGGUCUCCCGGCGAAGGCACAGACCCACGCGCAGGAGGCAACCGCGGCUGCCUCGGCUCCGGGUUCUACUAA